Messenger RNA from Pelobates cultripes (western spadefoot toad), 14782 nucleotides. NCBI's taxonomy places the organism in Eukaryota, Metazoa, Chordata, Amphibia, Anura, Pelobatidae. The record is from the annotation of a GenBank genome assembly.
CGCGUGCGUUCCACCGAGCAGGAAGUAAGCUGUACAGACUCUAAGCAGCAUGCCUGGGAGGAUGACGUCAAAAGAAGGCGCCGAUUGAAGUGUGUGACAGGCUUGGCUGGCUGCUGAAAGGUCGCUCAGUUUCUGGGAUGGGGAGAGCAGCCGGCGUCCUGCUCGGGGGGCUCUGCUCAGGCAUUAAGAGGCUCCCCGGGGUCCAAGGUAUUGGGGAGAGGGGCCUAACUAAUACUGUUGUAGUCUGUGCUACAAGGACUGGAUACAUGCCUCUCAGGGGUGGACACAAUGUAGAUCACCAGCUGUUGUAGGACUGCAAAUCUCAUUAUGCAGAGCCAACUUUUAGCAUAAGCAAAGCAACAUGGGAGUGGUAGUUCUGUGCUCUACAUCCUGCCCCCACCUGCCCCAACACAUGAAGUAUAACAGUUGGCUAACUGCCACAGGUCUGUUAUAUAAUGUGUCCAUCUGUCAACAAGAAUGUGAUCACUCUAAACACUUAUGUAUCCAGGUUUUUUUUUUUUUUUUAGUUAGAGCAUGUUUUAUUGACUCCUGUUUGAUGUUGGUCUGCAAGUGCAAAUAAUAUUAUUUUCCCAAGGUCAAAAGUAACAUUAAGGGGACACUAUGUCCAUACAGAGGACUGCAUCCCAUUGAAGUGGUCUCGGUACAGUUUUUGAGAAACUGCAAUAAUUAGCUUGCAGGACUAAGACUGCCUCUAGCGGCUGUCAAUCAGACAGCCACAAGAGGCAAUUACUGGAUGCUAGCCUAGAUGACACUGGGCAUCCUCACGCCGUACAUGAGGACAUCCAGAGUCAGUAAAACCUCCCUAGGAAAGCAUUGAAGUAGUGGUUUCCUAUGGGGAGGGUCUAAUGUGCUCACAGUGCAUUGAUUCGAUGCAUCUCUAUGAGGAAAGUUCAGUGUCUCCAUGCCGAGGGUGUAGACACUGAAUAGCACUGCCCCAGGAAGCACCUCUAGCAGCCAUCUGAGCCACUGGCAGUGUCCCUAGGCUGUAAUGUAAACACCUCAUUUUCUCUGAAAAGACAAUGUUUACUACAAAAAAACACUUCAACAAAAUCAGUGUAAAUUUUGUCUAACCUGGACAAUCACUAUCCAAACUGGAGGACAUUGACAAAGUGUCAGUUCUUCUAUGAAUUCUAUUCCAUGAAACACCAAAUUUAAAUGUGAAUAUAUGAAAACUUGUAAGUGGAGGUGUGAGAGAAAUUGGUAAAGAGGGAUGUUACGUAAGAUUGCUUGACAAAAUGAGAAAGCUAAACUGAAUUCAUGUAGUCUGGGAACUUAUUUAUGGAAGUCAUGCUAGGGAGGAAUAAUGGAGUUGUCUAUUGGAAUGAGCUACAUUGUGUCAAUAUUCUACUGUAUGUUUUCUGGAAAACUUAUACUUUGAUCGUAGAUUCUAUUUUUUUUUUCUGUUUACUAAACACAUAUGAAAACAAUGUUUAAACUUGUUAAUUUAGUAGAUACACCACCUAUGAAAACAUGCGUGUAUUCGGUUAUGCAUUUUUUUUGUUGCACAUCUGCAGCCUUGGCAUACCAUUCCAGUCUAACCCAGCCCAGAUAUUCUGUGACUAUCCAGUCACAGAUUUCCCAAGGCAGAUUAAUGAGAAGUCUUUGCAAGGCAGGUGCUGUGAGCAAUUGCUGCCUCUUGACUUUUGCUUCACUGAGCUAAACAACUGGAAGGUCACAGGACUAGUUGUCUGACAGGCAGGGCGGUUUAACAAGGUUAAUGUAUAAAUGUGCCAAUUUAUAUUGAAAGCUUAACUUUUUGUAAAUGAAAAGAGGUCACACUCUUCACGCAAACUAAAGUUACAUAAUAGAGUUCAUGGAACUCUCCGGGCACCAUAACAGCUUCAUUAAAAUUAAAGUUGUUGAGGGGCGUGGCCAACUGCCGAAGCAAGCGGUCGCAUGGAGUGAGAGCUCCGAGCUUCGGAUGACAUAAACGCCAACAACUCCUAUCAUACACAGCCCCACAAGAGGCAAAUAAGCCCAGGAACGAGACUGCACUCAUGGCCCCAGCCAAGCAAACUAAACUGACGGAUCAAAUUCGAUCCGCGAGGAAGGACCGCAUGCGGCCUUCACAAGAUGGCGACGACGGACCAGCCUGCUCGCAACUAACUGAAGGCACACCUGAGCCAGAAGGAGAAACCUGCCCAUACACGGACGCCCCAGUGACGGAAAAACGGCUGUAUCUUAUGCUACAGGACUUUCGGGUCACUCUUCAGUCUGAUCUUAAAAAAGCGACUAGUGAAAUAAAAAGAGAAAUAUCUGAUCUGGGUGAGCGCACAAACCAACUUGAGGCCCGCACAGACGACCUCUGCAGUGAGCAGAAUGAGCUGGCAAGUACAGUACAGCAUCUAAUGGAGGAACAACAACAGCUCAAACGCAAACUGGCGGACUUGGAGGAUAGGUCCCGCAGAAACAAUGUCAGAUUCCGCGGGAUACCAGAAAAAGUGGGCCUAGAGGAACUGCCCUCAUUUCUCAAAGGGCUCUGCACCACCUUACAGCCUGAUAUAGCCGACGAAACAUGGCUACUGGACCGUGCUCACCGACUACCACGACCACCGAGGCUGGCGCCAGAUACGCCUCGUGAUGUGAUUGCAAGGUUUCACUAUUUCACCUCAAAGAAUGCUCUGCUGACUGCAUCACGUAACUUGGACAAGCUACCAGAACCGUACACCAACAUUAACAUAUAUGCGGACCUAUCAGCCCUAACAAUGGCCAGGAGAAGAGAGUUUAUAACGGUGACAAAAACCUUAAGGAACCACAACAUCCAAUACAGAUGGGGAUAUCCGACGAAAAUUAUAAUAUGGAGGAACAACAAGAAUCACACGGUUAAUGAACCAGAAGUAGGCAUGCGCCUAAUACGGGAAUGGGGACUGUUCCCGACACAAACGACGGUAGCGGCCGCUACUGCACCACAACGAAGAAUGCAAGCAGAAUGGCACAUGGCGGGAUCGCCGACUAAAGCAUAAAAGACUCUGUUCCAGGGACUCUUUCCUCACCCAGCAUAUGCUAUGCUGACCUACCUCACGUAACUAUGACAUAUGCAAUUUGACACACAUGGUAUUAGGAACAUGCACAUGGCUCAUGUAAUGCCAGACAACGUGCUGUAACUGACUGAUUGUAGCUGGCACGGGAGGUGGGGGGAGCCCCUGGGACUGUAUGUAUGACAAUAUGUAUAUCUGGGCACUACGCAGUGGUUAUGCAAGGGCUGUGUACCCUUAAUUAGCACAUAAGUCAUCCUCACCCCCGCUCUUAACACCGAGCGCACCCCCACGGAUGAGCGCAGAUACUAGCACCAAGGGCUGGUCUGUGUCUCAGCCGGAGAAGGCGCCAAUCGUCCUGAGGGCGCUGUGUAAAUACUUUAGUUAUGUUGUGAAAAGUUUACUUCUGUUAUCCCUACCAAAGUUUCUAUGUUCCCUGGUCAAUCCACCCCCUCCUAGGAGACCUAUACCACUAUCAAAGCAAACAUGCUUUCCACAAUUUAGCAAUCUGUUACCCACACAAUAUGGAUAAUACCCUAAAAAUUCUGUCCAUGAAUGUCAAGGGUCUCAACAGCCCGCAUAAACGUAGGUUGUUAUCACAGGAAAUGUUUCGCUCCAGGGCGGCAAUAGUGUGUCUCCAGGAAACUCACUUCACUAUACGUAAACCACCCACCUUUAAGUUCAAACAAUAUGGUCAAGCUUAUCACGCCAUGGCUACAACUAAGUCCAAAGGGGUAUCAAUAUAUUUUCACGGGGACUGGGUAUUUACGCCAACCAAACAAUACGUCAGCAAAGAUGGCAGGCUGCUAAUAUUAGUGGGCUCAUUAAACGGCCUCCAAUUGACAGUAGCCUCCCUGUAUGCUCCAAAUGAUACGCAAAAAGAAUUCCUGACCAAAGCGUUCCGCAAAUUAGACCAAUUCAAAAUGGGACACACUAUUGUAUGUGGCGACUUUAAUUGCACGCCUGACCCGCACAUAGACAUGCAGCGGGUACAAAACCGACCUCCUAAACAAGUCUCUCUGUCCUUGAGCAGACACUUGACAAACCUGCUGCACUCCUCUGACUACUAUGACGUGUGGCGUAAUUUAUACCCGGGUAUAAGAGAUUAUACAUUUUAUUCCUCAGCCCACAUGACGUACUCCAGAAUUGAUCUCUGCCUCUUCGACAGGAGCACAGUCACACGCUAUAGACAUGCACAUUGGCCCCAUAAUAUGGUCGGAUCAUGCCCCCUUGGAAAUAAUAAUGAAAAUACCACACCCGGCGAGGGGGAGAGGCACUUGGAGAAUGAACGAGGCCCUACUAGACAACCCGCACCAUUUUACGCACUUGAGAGACACAAUAGAAGCAUACUUUGAGGCUCAUACACACUGUGAAACCACACUGGCAACACAAUGGGUCGCACACAAGGUAGUUAUGAGGGGAGAAUUCAUCAAGUUGGGAGCCAACACCAAAAGAGCAGCGGGCAUAGAACACACAAAACUCAUACAAGAAAUUACAGACACAGAACUCCGCCACAAGUCAAACCCAUCUAAGCAAACCCACACACGGCUACAGACACUCAAGACCAAAUUACGCGAGCUACAACUACUAACGACUAAGAAGCAAAUGCGAUACCUGAAACAAUCUCACUAUACACUAGGGAAUAAAGCAGGCAAACUGCUAGCCGGCCGCCUGAAACAAAAAUACCUCCAAUCCAAGAUCCCCUACAUAUUCUCCAAAAGUGGUGACAAAAUCUAUAACCCCCAAGACAUAGUGAAUACAUUAGCGGAUUACUAUGCGUCCUUAUACCAACUGCAUGCAGACCCAGCAACACACCAACCUACUACAGCAGAAAUAGACUCUUUCCUAGAAAAAGCCUCCCUUCCCUGCAUAUCUCCAGAUUUGAGUGCAUACUUGAAGUGUCCCUUUACUGACGAAGAAAUCAGGGAAGCCAUUAAAUCACUCCCAAAGCACAAAUCCCCAGGUCCAGACGGCCUCUCCAAUUACUACUAUAUCAAAUACACAGACCAAUUAGCACCCCACCUCCUAAAACUAUUCAAUGACAUUAAACAGACAGGAAAUAUGCCCCGAGAAAUGUUAGAAGCCUUUAUUGUCACUUUGCCCAAACCUAACAAACCCUCAAAUCAGUGUGCUAAUCUGAGGCCGAUAUCCCUUCUUAAUUCGGACACUAAAUUAUACGCUAAACUGCUAGCCACACGGGUCAAAAGGCUCUUCCCUACACUUAUCUCCACUGAGCAGGCGGGAUUUGUGCCGGGUAGGCAAGUGGGUGACAACACCCGCCAAUUUCUAGAUCUCAUCGACUGGGCGAACCAAUCCUCUCAACAGGGCCUGGUGCUGGCGUUGGAUGCCGAAAAGGCGUUUGACCGCUUGCACUGGGGAUACAUGGCACAAACUCUGGCCAAAAUGGGGCUCCCAUCAGCCUUCCUCAAUAGUAUAAUGGCCCUCUACCAAUGCCCAUCGGCAAAGGUCUUUAGUACCGGCUUUCUAUCCGCAUCCUUUACAAUACACAAUGGCACGCGACAGGGUUGUCCGCUGUCACCACUCAUUUUUAUCCUAUGUCUAGAACCCUUGACGAAACAUAUAAAAAAUAAUGCACAAAUUUGUGGACUGGCGACACCAAGGGGUAUGCAGAAGUUGGCUCUAUUUGCCGAUGACAUACUCAUGUUCAUAACACAACCCACAAGCUCCAUCCCGGCCCUUCUAGGUCUUCUUAGCGAAUAUGGUAGGGUUUCCUACUAUAAGAAUAACACCACUAAAACGCAAGCACUACCAAUCAACCUAACGCACCAAACGCAAACGCAGCUCUCCUCUGACUACACCUUUGACUGGCGUAAAACGUCUCUCACUUAUUUGGGAAUCAAACUGACGAAAUCCCACCAGACCGUUCUUAAAGAAAACCACUACCCUGUCAUAAACAAACUAAAAUCGACGCUAGAACAAUGGGAAAACCUAGAGAUAUCCUGGCUGGGCAGGGUAAAUACGAUUAAAAUGAUGGCUCUGCCCCAUAUUUUAUAUCUCUUCCGUACGAUACCAAUACCACUGCCCAACAAAUUAAUAAAAUUAAUGCAAUCUGUUAUCAAUGCGCAUGUCUGGAAACGAAAACCCCCGAGAGUGGCCCAACGAAACCUGAGCCUUACUUUCACCAAAGGGGGGCUGGGUCUACCUGACAUUAAGACGUACUAUAGGGCAUCGAUUUUAGCACAGGGAGUACGCAUACUGAGACUUCAAGACAGCUCCCCUAAGCCACUAUGGCUUACACUGGAAGAUGCCUACCUGCACCCACAUAACACAACCCAAGCAUUAUGGGCCAACGCCCCCACCAACUUCGAUGGAACAUACCUCCCACGGUGCUCCAGAUUUCUGCUGAGCUCGUGGCGAACCUGGAGUCACCUAAUAUUAGACCCACAUUUGCUCUUCAGGGAAGUUCCCCUAGGGAUUCUGACCAUACUCUCUCCAGACCUACCCAUGGCAAGCUGGAUAACCAGGGGAAUACAUAGAGUUAAGGACCUACUAGAGGGAAACGAACUAAAACUGUUCCCUGAUCUCCAGAGGGAAUUCUCUCUGGCCCAAAGGGAUGUGUUCCUUUACCUUAGAACGAAAAACAUACUGUUACCACACAUACACAAACCUAGUACAGGAUCCAUGAAACCACCCCUACCACUCAAUAGGGCUCUCACCGCUAAGCAUGGAAAACCUCUAUCCAUGUGCUACAACGCUCUAUUGGAGCCAAAGCCCGGUGAGAAAAGAUCCUACAUGGAGCAAUGGGAAGGGGAACUGGGUUACCAACUAACUCUGGCACAAUGGUACGAGGCACUAUCCAAUACAAAGGGCGCUUCCAAAAGCCUCUCGCUGUGGGAAGCAUAUUGCAAAAUAGCCAUGAGAUGGUACCUAGUCCCACAUAGAUUAGCAAAGAUUUACAAGGGCACAUCUGGGCUCUGCUGGCGCUGUGAGGGGGGAGCGGGCACCAUGCUACACAUGUUCUGGGACUGUAACGCACUAGGUGCAUACUGGACACAGAUCCAAAACCUUAUUUUGAACACUACAGGUCUCCUUAUUAAUUUGCGUCCAGAACAUUACCUGCUACACAUGAUUCCUGAUCUGUCAUCACACCCCCACAAGGUAGUACUGAUAAACAUCCUCACAGUAGCAAAAAUCCUGCUAGCACAACACUGGAAAAGCCAGACAAUACCUACCAUGGCUACACUCACGGAAAGAGUGGAUGUCAUAAGCUCCUACGAGAAGAUGGCGAGUAGAGUACAGGGACAGGAAAGAAAGUACGCUGGGAAAUGGGCAAGUUGGAACCUUAGGACAUGAGUAUCUCCCCAUGUAGAGCACUCACCUCAGAUAAUACUUACCUCACAGCUGAAAACUAAAAUAAUGGGAAGCAAAACUGGGAAUCCUAGAUCUCCCCACCCGAAUUACGGUCUCCCCCAAUCCCCCCCCCCCCUGUGUUUCCAUUCCCCCUCCCCUUAUAAAAGGCCAAUCACUCCAAACGACGAACUGAUCACUACAUGGUCUUGCAGUCAACGCAUCUCUAGAGGCAAUUAAUGUGCCCAUAUCACAAUGCAAGUAGAGAAACGAAUGUAUCACAAGCUGUACAAAGUAUCCUUUGUAAACAAUGAACCAUAAUGACGGCAUGUAUAUAUGUAAUGUAACAAUGCACAUACCUGUUGAAAGUAUCUGACUGCAACGUAAUCUGUUUCAUGCUGUUGGCAAAAAUAAAAACUAAAUAUGGAAAAAUUAAAGUUGUUAUGGCACCACGAGGACCCUGGUGAUUAACUGAUGCUCGAAGCGAAACGGAAGCUUUACAUUUAUAAAACCACAUUGAAAAAUAUAAGGUUUUUUUCAAGAAGUUCUUCAUUCUGAAGAAUAUCAGGAAGUGGAAGGACAGGGGGCAGAGAUAUCCGGCACUUAAGCACAGACUUUGGGGUUUAAUCUGUAAUUUAACCCCCCUAAUAAUGUAACAGACAAAAAGUACUUGGAAUACCGGGAGCUCGUACCACUGUGCUGUGAAGUACAAAUACAUUAGAAGAUCAAAGGAUAAAACUGAGAGUGUGGUAAAGGGGGAAAAAAAAAAGUCCCUACUCUAGGACGGAGGAUGCUAGACAAGGAACUCCAAAUCCUUGCCAAGUAAUACAAAGAAAAAAACAAAAAAAUGCGAGAAAAAGCAAGUGCUCCAAAUCCAAAAGGAACGGUUUAUUCCACAAGAUACAAAACAAAUAGGGGAAAACAAAAGCCCCCAAAAAAUUAAUUUUCCUUACAUGUUUCGGACCAUCUGGUGCUUAGUCAUAUGAGCUAUGCAAUUUUGGGCACCUGUUCUAAAGAAGGAUAUUACGGCACUAGAAAAAUUGAAUAGACGGGCAACAAAAUUAAUAAAAGGAAUGGAACAUUUUAGUAAUGAAGAAAAGUUAACAACUUUAAACCUCUUUAGUUUAUAAAAACAGUGCCUAAGAUGGGAGAUAUCAUUAUACAAAUAUAUUCGGGGCCAAUAUAAACCAUUGUCUGGAAAUCUAUUUUUAAACAGGACUAUACAUAGGACACAAGGUCACACAUUUAGACUGGAAGAAAGGAGAUUUAGUCUAAAGCAAAGGAAAUUUUUUUUUUUUUUACAGUAAGAACAAUAAGGAUGUUUAAUUUUCUGCCUGCAGAGGUAGUUUUAUCAGAGUCUAUACAGACAUUUAAACAGCAACUGGAUGCAUACUUGCAAAAACAUAAUAUUCAGGGAAAUCAUAUUUAAUUUGUGGGGUAUCUCGAUCAAUUCUGACUGCCAUUCUGAGGUCAAGAAGGAGUUUUUCUUAGUUUGUUGCAAAAUUGGAAGUGGUUCAAACUGGGUUUUUCAGCAGCAAAAACAUGUGAGAAAGGCUGAACUUGAUGGACGCAAGUCUCUUUUCUAUGUAACUAUGGUUAUGAUGGAGCUGUAUAUGCUAUGAAUAUAAUGAGGGUUUUGUAUGUGGUAUUUUAAUAGGCACUGUAUCGUAUGGACAAUAGACUGGCAUUCUGCAUGACAUAACAGUAUAGUAUGCUUGUAGUGGGUGCAGUUUGUUUACACUAAAUAAUGCAUGACUUCUAAAUCUGUAAGCUCCUUUUCUCAAAGGACACUUUGUUUGUGAAGCCCGGCAUUGUAUUCUUCAGUUCAACACUCUUUUCCUCUGAGCUGUUUAACAGCGAUAUGAUCAGCCCCUGCUAUUGUCACAAACAUAAAUUCUUGUCCUUUUGUUUUUAAGUUGCUUUAUUAAGUCACAAGCUUAAAAUCCUUUCCAAAGAGCAAUAUCAUUUGUGAAAAUGACCUCUUUUUAUAUAUGUUUUUUUUCUCCGCUAUGUUGGAGCAGGUGCAGGCUUGCAAUACUGUUUACAAGUGAACCGCACACCAGUCAGACAGUGCAGCUUUGGGAAUUCCACUAACGACGAUGAUGAAAGAGCAUUGUUGGAUCGGAUAAUAAGGGUAGAUCAUGCGGGAGAGUAUGGAGCUAAUCGUAUCUAUGCUGGACAAAUGGCUGUCCUGGGCAGAUCAAGUGCAGGACCCAUUAUUCAGGUUUGUAUUAACAUUUAUAAGUGUUGUUUUCUAUUCAUGCUGUGUGCAAAGUGAAGAUUGGAUUUCCCUCGAGUUAAAUAUUGCUUACAAAAUCUUGACAGUGGUGGUGUUUGAUAAUGUACCAAUCAAGACAUACACCGUGGCUCGUUUUAUUAAUUGGCAAGUCAUAGCCAUUGAGGUUUUUUAGUUUCAAACUUUUUUUUUAUUAUCAUGAGUCGAAUAGAUUCGUUCAAAUAUAGGGUUUGUAAACAAUUCAUAUGAAGUUAUAAAAUAAAAUAAAAUGACGCCUUAUCGUAUACGACUUUUUUCGUCUAGAGGGACCUUUUGAGUUUUCAAAUGAAAGUUGUAACAAGUAGUCUUUGUCAGUGAUUAGAUUAGAGAUUUGGGUACACGGUGUAUACAGUGUUAAAAUAAUCUUACAUAAUUAGUUAUUAGACAGUGUUACAAGGGUUUGGAAAACACUGUUAGUAUUACUAUAGAUGUAUAAGUCAGGGAAAUAUAAAGAACAUAGUACUUAUGAAAUGAGCGCAUUGGAAUACAAAGGUAGCAUGUCCCGAAUCCAAUAUUUUGUGGACAAAUGAGAAAAGGAAAACCUAAUUCUACAAACAUUGGACAAUCCUUGGUUAAUGCAAACAUUUAAAGGGACACUCCAGGCACCCAGACCACUUCUGCCCAUUGGAGUGGUCUGGGUACCAACUCCCACUACCCUUAACCCUGCAGCUGUAAAUAUUGCAGUUUUUAUAAACUGCAAUAAUUACAUUGCAGGGUUAACUCCUCCUCUAGUGGCUGUCUACUAGACAGCCACUAGAGGGCACUUCCUGGUUUCUAGCACAGAUUAUCUGUGCUAGGGCGUCGCUGGAUGUCUUCACACUCUGUGAGGACCUCCAGCUUCACUCAAUUUUCAAUAGGAAACCAUUGAAAGCAUUUUCAAUGCUUUCCUAUGGAAAGCUGUAAUGCGCGCAUGUGGCAUUGCCUCACAUGGGCAUAAGGUCUCCCCCCGCCAGCGGCCGCGUAUGUGUGAUCGGUCUCAGCGGAUGACUGGGAGGAGCAUGGGCAGACCCGAAACCACUGCCGAGGGACAUCAGCGGGGGUCUCAGGUAAGUAACUUAAGGGGUUUUCACCCCUUCAGCAACAUGGGAUGUGUGGUGGGAGGGAGAGGGGACCUGCAGUGACUUACCUGAGACCCCCGCCGAUUUGUUUUCCUGGCACUGGAGUGUCCCUUUAAGAUUUUCCAUAUCUGCUGAAAAAGUAGAAUUGUAGAAUAGCACCGUAAACAUUUGUUAACAUGUUAAUGAUUUUCAUCUUCUCCAUUUUUUUAUUGUCUGCUACAGCAUAUGUGGGAUCAGGAAAAAGAUCAUUUGAAAAAGUUCAACGAAUUAAUGGUUGCACAUAGAGUUCGACCCACAGUAUUGCUGCCAUUUUGGAACGUGGCUGGGUUUGCAUUAGGUAAGCUUUUUUCAUUUCUUUGAGAUUUCUGUUUGACUGCAUAGCAGAAAGCAUGAAUCAUUCUUAUCUGUUAAUCACAGGUGCUGCUACUGCCCUGCUAGGAAAGAAGGGGGCAAUGGCGUGUACGGUUGCUGUGGAAGCAACAAUAUCCGACCAUUAUAACAACCAAAUUAGAACUCUGAUGGAGAGGGACCCUGAAAAAUACAGAUCAUUACUUGAGGUAUUGGAAUAGCUAAUAUUUGGAUAUACUGAAACUGUUCAUACAAUCAGUACAGUGUUUAGAGCAGGGGUGCCUGAAAGGUAGAUCUACACAAUCUGGAGAACUACAACUCCCAUGAAGCUUUGCAUGCCUUUAGAAUGACAGAGCAUCAUGAAAGCUGUAGCUUUAAAGCAUUUGUAGAUCUACCCAUUGGGCAUUGCUGGUUUACAGGAACACCUUGAGAACUGUAGACACUACAUCCCCAUGUAGGGGUUAUGCUGCCAGGACUUCCCUGGCAUUGUCCCACACUAGGAUGUCUGACCAUUUUAGUGUGGUUUGACUGCUUACAUGGGUCCUGAUGGACCUUCGCACCUUCAGCCCCUGCUUCUGGUCUUCUUCUACCAGAGAUCUAGUUAUUUCUACCCCGCUAAGUAUGGCCCUGCAGGACUGCACUCAUUGGCUGAGAGCAUUAUCUGAAUGUUCUCGAACAAUGAGUCCAGUCAUACAUCAGCCAGGCUUUACCCUGCAGUGACCUUUCGCUUCUCCUGUGGGAGAAGGACAGAAGCAGUGAGGUUCCUGGAGACACCCAGGUAAAGUACUGAGACUCUACCAAAAUAGUUUGACUAUGUCUCAUGGGACGGCACUCUUGGCAACAUAACCACUACAGUGGGCUCUAGUGGUUAUGGUGUUAUAUGUGUGAUUCUUAUGUUUUAAUGAUACAUAAAAUACAGGGAAAGGUAAGUAGCCUGCACUCACACUUCAUGUCUGAGAACUUUCCAAAGGCACUACACCCUCUUUUUACCCUUCACACCUCUAACUGGACCAGAACAAAGACACUAGAAUCCUACUAUUCUUGUAUCAAUAAAGUUUGGAGUGCUUUUUCACUACUAUGGUGUAGUGCUUUUUUUUUUUUUUGUAAACUACAUUUUUGUUUUGAAAUAUGUUUUAAUCAUGGCUCACAUGUUCAUCUCUGCCCACUAGACAAUGGCUACUGGGAGUGUAGCCCUGGGAAGUGUACCAUGCAGCAUAGCUGCCAUAUUGCAGCUUAUUGUAACACUGGCUGCAUUGCUCAUAUCUGUAGUUGGCACAGGGCACUAACCCAUUAACACUCUCCAGAGUAGUUCAAAUUCUUGAACAAAUUUAAUGCAUAGCUCAGAGGCAGGCUGAUAGAUUAAUAGCUAUUACAAGUUAGCUGAUUCGUGUUGAUUCCAGGGACUCAAAUUCAUCACCAAAAAAAAAAAAAAAGCCAUCACCUACAUGCAUCCUUUUCUGCAAUUCUCUAGAAAAGUCACUGCAACUUUGGCAAAAGAAAUAGGAUAAAAACAUUGUCAUUCAUGAGUAGGUAUGAAACCUUAUUAAAUAGAUUUUCCAGGCAUACACCUAAAAUAAUAAAAUUAAUUACAGACUUGGUUACUAAUAUCUAUCAUAGAUGAAAAAUAAAAUGAAAUUGUUGGCAAGGUUCUAGAGUAUCAGGUUUAAUUGGCACUAGGCUUCUGUUAUCUCCAGCUACUUAUUGAUCUCUCCUUCUUGUAAAUUCAUAGAAAUAUUGUCUCUUCCAAUAAAAUGUCAAUCCUUUUACAGUCCUGAUUUCAGUGCAAAUUCUUCUUUUAUUCCAUCACAUUGCUGCUCUCCAUUGACAUGUGUGUAUAUGUAGAAAUUGUUCUUGAAUUCUGUUUUUGUACGAUCAGUAAUAUGUACACUUUUUUAAACCAGACUUUAUAUCUAACCGGUAAUCGUUAUUUUGUAUUACAGACUAUAAAGAAAUUUCGAGAUGAGGAAAUGGCGCAUCACGAUACAGGGCUAGAACAGGAUGCAGAGCAGGUACGGCAGCUCAUCAAGAAAGACAAGUGAUUGCAGUCUAUAUUAUUUCAUGCAAUCAUCCCUAGUAUUUACAAUGCUUUUACACUUUCCUAGAACAAGCAACUCUUGCACACAUGCUAUCGGAUAUAUGCUAAUAAUCAAAGCAUCCAUCAUACUUCAAAAUGACUUUUUCUUAUAAUUGAGCCAAAUAAUGUCCUGUAGCUAUAUGUAGUGGAAUGCGGUAUACUACCACAAUCUUACAAACAAUAUAUGAGCAUGAUAUACAGUGUACGUUGGGCAUCAGUGCCUGUGUGACCCAUUGAGUAUUGUAAGGGUAUUGUUUGCGGCAAUUGACAUGAAUACCUUUCCGGCUUGCACCUCAUAAAUGUGCAUCAGCAUUGUUGAUAUACUGGCAUAAUAAAAGGGGCUACACAGCAUAGAUUUGUGGGUCCCUGCUUACAGAGCAUAGGAGCUUUCUCCAAAUUUGCAUGUAGUCUGAUUAGAGGACCAGUGCGGUAGCACAGAUAUCACUGUUCUCUUUCUUAGUCAUUGCAAUAUUUUACUAACAAAAAAACCCCAGGAAACAAGAACAAUUUUUAUGUGGUUGUAUUCAGCAUCUUACAGGGAUACAGUUAAAAGACCACUAACUAUACCCAUGCUAUAUCAUUUCAAUUAAGUGUUCUGUAUGCAGCUGCCCUGUCGUUUUAACCCUGCCAUGUAAAACACAUGUUUACAUUGCAGGGUUAAACAUCACUCUAUUGGCUGUCGGGAAGACAGGGUCUUUCUCUACUGCGACCUAGGUAAGUGUUGCUGAAAAGCUGUUCAUUAGAGCUCUUGAUCAGGUUUAUGUCAGUUCAUGUAGGAAGUACAUGAAUCACAGUUUGAUCUAUAACAUUUAAAACAAACAAUUAGUUAAUUUUCAGUAUCAAUGCAGUUAGAAUAACCGGUUUUAAUAGAUCCAUGGUGUGCAGCUGUGAUAAUCACAUGUAACCGCUGCAGAAUGAAUUGAGCUGGCACAGAUAAUCUAUCAAAUAAGGUAUAAUUUUCCUGUCUUCCCUGCAGGCACCAGCCUACUUCAUCCUGAAGAACCUCAUACAAGUGGGAUGUCGAACAGCGGUGUAUUUAUCAGAACGUCUGUGACAAAAUCUUACCCGGCAGCAAAGUUUCCUUCAAACAGAUGGACUUGGCUUACUCGCUGCAAGAUUGAAAAGCUUUGGUCAAGAAGAUUGUCAUUGCAGUUCUUCAGAUGCACAUUAGGUGGCAGUAUAAUCUGCACAUAAAUUCAGAACUGCUUUUCUUUGUCUGACCUGCAUUAAUGUAAUGACUGAGCAUUGCAACAGGUACAGCGACUUGCCUUAAUGUUGUGUGUGCAUUUAGUUUACAACAUAUUGGAGCUGGAUUAUUUUAAAAUCUCACCAGUCAUUUAAGACUCUUAAAAUUCCUGUUGAAAUCAAUGAGUACUGCUGUUGUUUGUGAAAUCAUGAACAGUUAUUCUGCCUCUGUUUUACUCGAUGUGAAAUAUUGUGAACAGGAUACAAAUUGUUGGUUUUCAUAGCAGCUAUUUUUAUGUUAUUGGAUCUGAAUAUGUAUAUUAAAGAUAUUACAGAUUAUUAAACCAGUGUGUCCUUUGACAUUGACGGUACUUCAGAGAUAUUAUAUUUAUUAAAAAGGAUUCUAAUAAUACAAGAAACUAGGCCAUUGGCAGAAUUCAUAUGUGCCUUACGAUGUGCAUAAAAGUUUUUUCCAUAAGUAUACCAUCUCACCUUGCUAUUCCUCAUCCCAGAAAAAAUAAAAAAUACAUUUAAGGAA